This is a messenger RNA of Clupea harengus (Atlantic herring), 528 nucleotides long. RefSeq names its product complement C1q-like protein 4. The transcript is spliced from 3 exons. The record is from RefSeq and is a predicted model, not a curated record. Gene Ontology annotation, molecular function: protein binding. Bases 1 to 528 code for a protein of 175 amino acids. NCBI's taxonomy places the organism in Eukaryota, Metazoa, Chordata, Actinopteri, Clupeiformes, Clupeidae.
AUGGCAGGUCUGAUACUGCUCCUGGUUGCACCAGUGUUGCUGGUCACUGGAUAUCCACCGAUGGCAAUGGCAAGUUGUGUGGAAACAGACGGAGGGUUCGUGGCCUUCACUGCAGCUCUACGACAUACAAGUGACAGGCCUGAUGGCUUUAAAUCUAUCGGACCCUACGGCAUUGACACCACAAUCAUUUAUGACAAUGUGAUCACCAAUAUUGGAGGUGCCUAUAAUUCAGCAACAGGUAUCUUCACUGCUCCAGUGAAAGGAGUCUACUUCUUUACCUUCACGUCCUACAGUUGGGUGAAGGAGAAAGACAUCGGUGUCCAGCUGAUGAAGAACUCUGAAGAAGUGUUGAUGGUUUGGGAAUGGCAGGACGCAGGUGAUAAUGAGGACUAUGCCUCCAACUCAGUGGUUCUGCAGCUGAAGGUUGGAGACGGGGUGUACAUGAGACUCCCCAAAACAUUCUACAUUGCAGCAAACAAGUUUCACAAUGUUAACACCUUCACAGGUUAUCUGCUUCGUCAGAUGUGA